AUGUCAAAAUCGAUGGAAAAAGCUAUUGGAUUGAUGUUCAUGAGAGGUAUAGAAAAAGCUGAACAAGAGAAACUGAAGAAGAAGAAGAUCAGAGAUUCAAAGACGUUAUGUGUGGGAAGCUACUCAAGAUCACAUGAUGGCUCAGGACCAGGAGCACCUCAAGGUCCUGUGAAGAAUCAAAGAAUUCCAGGAGGACCUCGUGGUCGUCACUGCGGCAGACGUGUUGCCACCUUCGUCAUGCAAGUUUGCGGACAAAUAUGUGAGCCGAAUUUCGCCUACGAGCUUGCGACUCAGUGCUGCUCUCAGAAAUGUGAUGCCGACACUGUCAAGAAGGUUUGCUGCUUCUCCUACACGCCAACUCCGCCUAGUGGACUCCGUUCUCCCAUGUAUCUUUAA
This is a messenger RNA of Caenorhabditis remanei, 396 nucleotides long. RefSeq lists its product as uncharacterized. Bases 1 to 396 code for a protein of 131 amino acids. Gene Ontology annotation, cellular component: extracellular region. The record is from RefSeq and is a predicted model, not a curated record. Gene Ontology annotation, molecular function: hormone activity. NCBI's taxonomy places the organism in Eukaryota, Metazoa, Nematoda, Chromadorea, Rhabditida, Rhabditidae. The transcript has 4 exons.